GCUUGAAGGGAGCCUCCCGAGGCCGAAUUUCAGCGGCUCUCCCUCUUUCUGAUGUGUCGUCGGCAUCUCGCCGUAGAGGAUAAGGUUGACUGAGUUCUUGGGGGAAGCGCGAAGAUUAGAUGCGCCCAGGAGAAAGGAGUGACCGCACUUGUCAGAGUCAAAUUAAUACAUUCUCCCCUUCAUCGGCUACUUGCUGCUCUGCACGCAGGACUUGGCUGUUGAAAGAAUACGAGCAAAGUUGGCUUGAUUCCCAAGGCUCUGAUUGCGGCAUUGUUACUUGGUGAAGCAGUAUGAGAAGUUUGCGACCAGUUCUGCAGUGAGCAACCAGCUAUUGCCAAAGAAGAUGCCUCUGGAUUUCAGGAACGUAUGUGUCCUUCUGCCAGACAGAGACCAGCUCAGUUUGACUGUCGGGGUAAAAGCCACAGGACAGGAACUCUUUGACCAAGUUUGUGAUGUACUGAAAAUUAAAGACCCUCACUUCUUUGGCAUCAGUGUUGUAAAAAAUAACGAAUAUGUAUUUAUUGAUCUGGAACAGAAGCUUUGUAAAUAUUUCCUAAAGGAGUGGAAGAAAGAAGGAAGCAGAGGAACAGAAAAGUUCAUCCCUCCUUUGGUUGCGUUCUUCAGAGUACAGUAUUAUGUAGAAAACGGGCGAGUCAUAAGUGACAAGGUGGCCCGGCAUUAUUAUUACCGUCAUCUGAGGGAACAAGUAUUGAAGUCACGAUGCACCAACAAAGAAGAAAUUUACUUCCUAUUGGCUGCUUAUGGUAUGCAGGUUGACCUGGGUGACUACAAAGACAACUUCCAUAGAGGGAACUAUUUUGAACCUCAGACGUAUUUCCCUCAAUGGAUAAUUGCCAAACGAGGGAGUGAUUACAUCCUGAAGCAUGCACCAGAGGUGCACCGAGAACAGAAAGGGCUGUCAACCAGAGAAGCAACUCUGAAGUACGUCAAGGAGUCGUGCCUGCUGGAAGACGUCCCUGUCCACUUCUACAGAUUGCAAAAGGAUAAGAAGGAAGAUCGCCCUACAAUCAUCCUUGGUUUGACGCUUAAAGGGAUACACAUCUAUCAGGAAGUAAACCAUGUUCGCCAACUGCUUUAUGAUUUCCCCUGGUCAUAUAUUGGAAAAGUUGCAUUUUUGGGGAAAAAAUUUGUGAUCCAGCCUGAUGGUUUGCCUUCUGCCCGUAAGUUGGUUUACUAUACAGGCUGCCCCUUCCGAUCUAGGCAUUUACUACAGCUGCUCAGCAACAGUCACCGGUUGUUUCUUAACAUCCAGCCCAUACUCAAACAGAUCCAGAUGCUGGAAGAUGCAGAAGAGAAGAAGAGGUAUCGGGAAUCCUACAUCAGUGAUACUUUGGAGAUAGAUCUUGAUCCAUCAGAUAAGCAUUCGCAUGACAGUGGAAGCAGCAGAGGAAGUGAGAUUAACAACCGCCUAUCCCGACAGUCUACUGACAGCCAUGGCAGUUCACACACCUCUGGCAUCGAGGCCGACUCAAGACAACAGAUGUCCUUGGAGAUGUCCGUGGACGAACCCUUUGGGAUGGAUCCAGUUCAUCAGAAGGAGCAGUCCUGCAGUUCAAACAUCAGUUAUAGUAGCUCUGGAAUUGAUAGCAGCAGCAAAGAGAAAGCAGAAAAUGACUUGCAGGAUGAUGAGGUGGAAUUGUUAGUGGAUGAGCCAGACAGUGUACUCAUGGAUGAACCUCAUUUUGAAGAAGUGAUCCAUGGGCAGUCUAUUGAUUCUCAGUCAAAAGAUGUUUGGUGCCAAGAUAUUAAUAAGAAUCCUCUAUCUGUAGUGCAUGUCACCUUAAUAAAGGUCAAAGGCCAGAGUGUGGACUCGCUUAAUCAGAUUGCCCAGCCCAAAGCAGCAAACUGCCCAGAGCAGCACAGCCAAAGUCUAGAUGACGUCCGUCUCCGCAAAUGUCUUCAUCCGCCGCUGAGUGCCACGUUGACUUCAGAUACCUCCCACAGCUAUACAUUUGGUUGUGCCUUAGAGGAUAAGCCAGCCAGCUAUGGAUGUGUGUAUUCAACAGCCGACUGUAAAACUAAGUCAGCCCUCUAUGGAAAGAGGUCCAUGAACUGCUUGUCUUUAGAUCUCUUGGGAGAAGAUCAGCUCCCAGAAGAAUUUGUGGUGUAGCCACAUGGGGGAAGCUCUCAGACCACCUGCUCAGAAUCUGCCAAACAACUGAAUUACGAUUGUUGGAAAACAGAUGCCAUGUGAUACAGACACAUAUACGUGCAUAAGUAUCUUUAACACUUUGUAUCUCACUGGAACAUUUUCUCACCAAGAAUGCAGCUGGCAAAUGACCCCAAAUAGUGAAUGUCCAGCCUAAAACACACAAAACUAUUUCCUUCUAGUCUGGUGCAUCAGACACUUUUUCUUCACCUGAUUUCAGUAUGUAUAAUUUUUUUGGGGGGGUGGGGGGACAUGGUUUUCUGAAAGCAGUCCACUGCCAGCAUCAAGACAGAAUAUGCACUGUUUUUAUAAACUGUUUUUUUUAAAUACACAGCUCUUUUUUCAACUUUUUUUUAAUUAUAAACAACCCUAUUUUGCAUAUUUUCAACAUGAAUAAAUCAGUGUAGGUGGGGAAAACUGUUUUCGGUUUUGCUUCUUCUUCUUCUGUUUUCUUGUAUCCUACAUAGGGAGAUGUUCCUGUCUGUCGGGCAGCUCACUCGCAGUCAUCCUUGCAGGGGCUUGAACUGUGUAAUAGAAUAUUACGUGAGAAACGGACAAGAUUAUAGAAAUAAACGUUGCCCCUUUUUUAGAAAUGAUCAGCAGGUCACUGACUAGAAAGUUCUGUACCAUUGGUGUAAGGGCUUCUCAGAGUGGUAUCAACAUUAUCACACCUCUCUGAAGGAUAAUACCGUUCAGUGUACCUUGACAUCUCAUUGAUUUGUAGCUAGAUGCAUUUCAGUGUUUGUAUGGUUAUUAUUCUAGAUGGAAGGAAAGACAUUGUGUUUGGUAAAUCUCUUAACUGUGAAAUGUUGGCUUGUUAAUAAUGCUUGAUUUAUUUCACAAAGGGGAUGUUGCCAUAACUUUUAGGAACAGUGCGAAAGGUUACUACACACUAACAUGUGUUUCUUCUGAGAGACAGUUCAUUGCUCAUUACCUGUAACAUCUGUCUGUGAUGAGCCGAUAACAUAGUGCCAGCAGGUCUGUUUUGAAUCUUUUUUGCAAACGUGAGUUGGGGAAUAGGGCUGAUGGCUGCUGUUUCCUCCCUCAGUGGCCCCUUGUAUUGAUGAUGUGUCAUAAAACCAUCAUUCCAAGGAUGGGAUUGGAAGGGCAAAGGGGCCACUCAUAGGAGUAUCAUGGCAGUAAACCUAUUCUGGAAAAAAAGAUUCUGUCAUCCUCACUUUUCCAAUAUUCCCAUAUGUUUCCAAUCUCCUCCUCAGUUGGCAGAAUUUCUCUCCCCAAAGCAAUAAGUUGACCCUCUCUAAGUUCACCAUUCUAAAGGGCAGAGAAUUGAAGAGAACAUUUCAACCUGUAGGUGUAAACAACGAUGUCACGGAUUCCAUUUAUUAUUUAUUUAUUAUUUAUUAAAUUUAUACGGCUGCCCAACUCACACACACUGGCUUACAGAAUUAAAAACCAUAAACAUACAAUGCAAUCUGUCCCCAUUGCCCCAAAUUUAUUCCCCUUCAGUGCUUUUGAGGGAAUAUAUAAUUUACUGUGAAUCACUACGGGCCACGUUAGAUGAGAGAUGCCCAUCACUCAGAUGGAGGAAGCUGUUCCCCCAAUGCAAAUUAGGGGAGCAACACAUUGAUCAAAAGCCUACCCCACCACCCUAAUCUAUACAUAUACACUUCACAGUCAUGACCCAAACCAGACUCCCCACAUGCAUUCUUUUAAAAACAAAUGACACCUUUCUUAAAUUACACGAUUGCCAUUUCACCACAUUUGCGGCUUUGUUUUGAAUAACGGAAAACGGAUGAUCAAGAGAUAUACGUAACGAUGGUACCAGGCUUGAUUGUUUCAGAAUUUUCCUUUUACCUGUUUCCUUCAAUGUAAACUACCUUCUCUCAGAAGUAUUUGCAUUUUGAUAGAGGAUCUAAGAUGGUCGUUAUAGCAAUGUAGACUGUAUAUUAUUCAAACUUCUCGCACAAGAAGGUUUGUUUAUUCUGACCUGUGUUUUUAUAUUCCAAAAACCAGUAGGGAAGGAAAUUUGAGUUUCACAGCAAUCUUACUUACCUUUUUGCAGACAUUUGAGAAGCAGGAAUGAAGAAACGGUGGUGUUAACAGUUUUUAUUCUCCUGAUUCUCCUUUUAAGACAAUACGAAUAGCAUCAAACUCUGAGCCUCCUCUGCUAUGAAGUUCUCUUGCACAGAGAGAGAUUCUGUGACACACAGCUGAAGCAAUAUCUUAGCUGAACCAGCUGCCCUAAUUAGUAAUUUUUGCGACUAACUUUAUUGUAGCUGCUUGAUUAUGAAAUGAUGCCAACUUCCAUGUCCAUGCAUGAAAAAUCACUUUCUUUUCCUUUACAUACUGCCCCAUUACAAAAGGCUGUAAUAUAUUCACUCUAUCUACUGUAUAAAUAGUAGUGCUAUUACUUUUUUUCUAGUAAGUGAGAAUGGAAAAUCUGCAACAUUUUCAGAUUUUGGCUUGAUUUCCCACAAGAGAUAUGAGAAGGGGAACAUGGCAAAGGAGGAAUACCCAAAGCAUGGCCAAUGUGAAGAUAAGUUCUUGUGGAGAGCCAUGGGAUCCAGUAGUGAGUUUGGCAGAGUUCAGUAUUUGCAGGGCCAUUAUUUAAUCUUUAAUUCUUUUCCACUGAACUCAUAACAUCAUUCCAUUUCUUUGCUGGAUUGUGCCCCCAGAAUCUUAAACAUUUUGGAAAGGAAAUGAGAAUCAGGCUCCACAGAUGCAAAGUCUUAAUGAAAACUCUGAAGCUAUCAUGGAACUUCCUUUUGAUUCUCUUAAACUCAAGAGUUACAACAUGUAUUUCUAAUUUCAGUCUUGAGAUUCUGUUUUAUGUACAUCUUAACUGAUGUAUGGGAUUUCUCUGUUUAAAUGCCUUACAGUUCACAAAAGAUAGAAAACCCAGCUGUCUCAAAUGAAAAAUACUUGUGGUAUCUCCAUUCUUUAUGCCCAAUGUUUCUCCUUUUUAUGAAAGGAAAUGUUUUCUUUAAAAAACACACCAAUAUGUCUGUCUACAUAAUAAAAGAUGCCCAAAAAGUA
This is a messenger RNA of Candoia aspera, 5167 nucleotides long. RefSeq names its product FERM domain containing 1 (gene FRMD1). The coding region runs from base 344 to 2131 and encodes 595 amino acids. Gene Ontology annotation, cellular component: cytoplasmic side of apical plasma membrane; cytoskeleton. NCBI's taxonomy places the organism in Eukaryota, Metazoa, Chordata, Lepidosauria, Squamata, Candoiidae. The transcript is spliced from 14 exons. The record is from RefSeq and is a predicted model, not a curated record. Gene Ontology annotation, biological process: positive regulation of hippo signaling.